Messenger RNA from Lymnaea stagnalis (great pond snail), 6114 nucleotides. NCBI's taxonomy places the organism in Eukaryota, Metazoa, Mollusca, Gastropoda, Lymnaeidae. The record is from the annotation of a GenBank genome assembly.
GUCACUUGGCAUAAAUAGAAAAUAGACGUUUUGGCUGGAAAUCCAAGAAGAGUUUUCAUUACAUCUGGAUCACCAUGUCAGAACGAAAGGUUUUAAAUGUAAGUGCACCUUACAUGUGUUCCUUGAUUUAAUUUGAAUGAAUUAUCGCGAUAGAAUAUAACUCACAUAGGUGAAUAUAGGAAGGGGGCCGGGCUGCCAGCAUUUUAAGGCUGGCACUGGUGACUUAAGUUGGUAAAAAAAAAAGUAAAAUAAACAACAUUACAACCUCUAAAACAAAGUUUUUAAUAUAAAUCCUUUAUAAAAUGAUAUAAUAUCGAUCAAGUAUUUGACAAUUAGUGCUCCCCCACCCCUUGCAAUUGCACAUUUUUUUCCAUGUCACUGAACUAUAUUGACAUAUAAAAUAUUCUAAUUAACCAUCCACUUUUACAAAACAUUUAUUUCACAGUCACAUUCAAUUUAAGAAAAAUAAAAUAAAAUAUUAAGUACUUGUGAUAUUUUUUAAAAAAGAAUCUUGGUAAAUUGGGUCUAUACGCACCAUGGUGGUUUCACAUGGCCACCAACUUGGUUGCCAUGACCUGUGAAAAAUAAUGGGUUAUGAGUACGACAACCUGAAUGGCAGCCAUGGCCAUGUAAAGCAAAAAAAAGGGGAAAAAUUCAACAAAUUAAAAGGAAAAACUACAAAUUUCAAUGAAAUAAUUUCAACCGGUACAUCAAUUUUGUGAAGAGCAAAGCUACUUUAUUGUAUCCCUAUAGGUAAAAAAAUAAUGAAAUCCCAAAUUAAAGUCUCAGAGAAUAUACGUUAAUACACUUUAUUUCAGGUUCUUAUAAAAAAAAAUUCCAUAAGUUGUAAGAAAAUCAAGAAAAGACAAUAUAUACCCAUUUUCCAAAAUGCCGGAAAUGUAAAUAUUAUAAUUAACCAAACAAUGAAAUUUUAAUUCAAAACAUUCCGUCAUCGUAACUAAAGAAAGGUUAACUCUAGUAACAACACGAGAAUAAACAAAGGGGAGUGAUUCUUACAAGAUCUUAUAAAAAUGUCAAAAUCUAACGCUCAACAGUUGGGGAUGCAUUUCCAAAACAAACAGAAAUGUAGUUUUCUCCAUUUUUGCAUUAUUGGCGUUCAGCUGAAGAAAGAAAUAAUUAUGUAAAAAAUGUACGUAAUACAGCACAGAAUCAAACGUGGUGGUGUUCUUUUAUGUCACAAAUCUGAGACCCCCAACACAGAAUGUCAGUCAUCUACUUUGGGAAGUGACCUUCAUUAGACAUGCGAUGCGAAUAGUUAUUGCAUACAUUAUACUGUAGGUUUACUUAUUUACCAUUUCAAUGUGGUAUUGUACGUUUUAAGAUGGUAAAGUACUGUUCUGAUACUAUAUUUUAGUAUUUUGAUAGUUCCCCAAGUCUGCCUAUAGAAUGUUUUUGAUUGAUAGUUUCUUAUCAAUAUUUCAUAGCAUGGUAAUUUUAUUUCAAAAUGAGGUUAUUUUGCUGGUCUGACCAUUUGAUCAUUUUGAAAAAUGGAUUUUGACUUUUCUGACAGCUUUUUAAUAAGUGUGUAUAAGUGUAUUUGAUGAAACUGCAAGUUGGGUUUUAUUAUUUGAAUAUUAACAAUUUUUUAAAAUUAUUUUAAAAUUCAUUUUUAUGCUUUUCUCCUAACACUGUACAACUGUAGCACACAUGUUUUAAUUAAAGAAGGAGGGACCGCAGGUCAUUGAGACUUCUUGCAGCAUAUCGAAAGGAAUACAAUAAAGUUGUUACGUUUCUUCCAUGGUUCUGUGGUCUUUAUCUCUUUCCAUUAACCUGUACAUUUCAUGACAGACGAUGUCUAGUAAUGUAUUUCUUGCUUCAUAUGAUCCCUUCAUGAUAUUUCCCAUAUGUUUGUAGGACUUUCAUUGAUAUAAAAUGUGUAAUAGGCAGUGUAAAUAUGUUGUAUAUAUUUUGCCAACAGAAAUACUACCCCCCAGAAUUCGACCCAUCUAAGAUUCCUAAGCUUAAACAGCCCAAGAAUAGAACAUUUAGCAUUAGGAUCAUGGCACCUUUCAAUAUGAGGUAAGAACAAAUUGACAAAUUUUCUGGGAACGUAUUAUAUAAUCAUUUAUGAGGGUUUAACUGACACAUCAAAGUCCCCUGACGUGCUGCUGAUUUUUGAAAAGCAUUGAAAUAAAUUGAAAAUCAUCUCUGGCACAAAACUUGAAUUCCUUAUGUUGGAUUAAUUUUUUUUAAACUGAAACAUUCACUAACCAUAAGUAAAAGAAAAAAAUCCUUUUAAAAAAGACAUUUUACCUAUUAAAAAUUAGUCUCCGUCACAUUUACUUUUUUAUUUUUAAAUUAUAGUUAAAUUUAAAAUAUAUUUUACAGAUGCAACACAUGUGGAGAGUACAUCUACAAAGGGAAAAAAUUCAACUCCCGAAAGGAAAACGUUGAUGAUGAAGACUACCUUGGUUUGCGCAUUUUCAGAUUUUAUAUCAAAUGCCCAAGGUGUGUUGCUGAAAUAGCAUUUAAGGUAAUAAUUUAUUUCGGAAAUUUAAAACACAUUUGUAGGACAAUUUAAAAAAAUUGAAUACAUGUUUUUCCUUACUUUAAAAUUGGUCUUAUUCCUCUUGAGAACAAGCCAGAAAACAUCCAAUAAUCCAUUAUUGCUUAUUUUUAAAAAAUAACUUGCUUUUUAGAUAUUUAAAAAAAUGUCUUUGGUGAUUUUUAAAAAUAUAUUUUUGAUCAUUUUUAAAUAACUAUCUAAAUGACUUCUUUUGGUGAUUUUUUAAAUAUACAGACAGAUUUGGCAAAUACAGACUAUGCCCUUGAAGCAGGAGCUACUAGGCUGUUUGAAGCAGAGAAGCUGGCUCAUCAAAUGGCAGAGAAAGAAAGAAAAGAAAAAGAAGAGGAUGAAUUGAACCCAAUGAAAGUAAGCCAAUUUUUAAAAAAAAUUAAAUACAAGAUUCUUGUCUUGAAUUUGACUGUGUUUGGAUAAUCUAAACGAUUUCAACUCCUGGUAAUCAAAGCUUAUAAUUCUCUUCACACAAUGACACUAUUAAAGGGCACACACUUGCAUAUUCUGAAAAUAAAAUGCUAUUCCAAAGGGUAUAUUUCCUAACAUUAGUUCUAAACAGACAUACAAGAAUUAUCUAAUUUGAAAUUAACUCAUCCCAGUUGUGAUUUCCAUAUAGAAAAAUAUUUAAAAUUUCACUAUUUAAUAGCAGGAAUCUAUGGAAAACCUCUUGAUGUUUUCAUUAAGAUUUGCUUGAGAUGCACUUUAAAAAUUAUAUUUAAAAAAAUUGUAUUAUUUAAAACUGAUGCUUCUAUAAUUCCAUUUGAAUCUCUUUGACAAUACGAUAGUUUCAGUUUAGAGAAAUCCAUUCCAGAGAGAAGGACAAACAUCAAUACAGAUGACUAUCAGACAAAUUUUUUUACAUAGGAAUCAAAUAAAAAUAGUUUAAUCCAUUCCCAACCCAGAAUUUUGCCUCUUAAUUCUUUGUUAAAAAAAACAAAACAUAGAUGUAAGUGGUAAAUGUGUGUUCCCCACUUACCCAAGGUCCAUUGUUCUACAUGAAGCAGUGAAAAUAACAAUGAUUUUUGUUAAAAGUUUUUAUUUCCUAGACUUUUGUUUGGUCGGGGAGUCACCUUCCUCUGCAUCUGCCUCUUUGUACAAAAUUUGUAACAAUAAACAAGGGACUCAACUCUAACAUAAAUUUUAAAAAAUAUUAACUACAAUUCAAUACAAAAAACAAAUAAAUAAAAACUGGUUCCAGAAACCAUGGACACAAAUUUCUUUUAAAGUUGCUGCAAAAAACUCGUAGAUAUUUAAAAGAAGUGAAGUAGAACUUUGAAUCACUACCCGAAACUGAAUGGUUCACAGGGUAUCGAAUUUUUGGGCGAAUAUCAAGCGAAAAUUUGUACACAAAAACAAGACUGAUAAAAAAAAAAGAUGAGUAGUGACAUGGACGAAUAUGGAGGGUUCACUGUUUAGUUUAUAAGGAGAAUAAAAUGCUCAAUUUCAUGCUGUAUAGGUGCUUGAGAAUCGCACCAAGGCCAGUCGUAAUGAGAUGGAGCAGCUUGAUCAGCUGGAAGAGCUACGUGAAAUGAAUGCUCGUCAUGCUAAAGUAGACCAUAUAACCAUGCUGCAACAGCACAUGGCCUAUGAAGAACAGCUUCUCAAGCUUCAGGAGGAGGAGGAAGACAAACUUGUUCAGUAGGGAACAAAUUUAAUUACUCUUUUUAAGUUUAAAAAAUCUACUGGAACUCAUUUAUUUAUAUUUAUUAUUAUUAUAUUACGAUGUAAUAAUUUUAAUUAUUAAAAUAUAAACACAUUUUUUUUAAAAAAAAAGAGAAAAGUUUUAAUGAUUUUUAGAACAGCAUGGGAUAAAUUACAGGUCCCUUUAUUUGUUAUUGUUGUAGCCCUACAGUAAAUAAGUACUUUUAGGUGAUGAUGAUUGUGAUUUAUGUAUAAAAUAUUAACAUCUUAUUGAAGUGUUUCUUUUUGAAAUAUAACCACAUUACGAUUGUUUUGAAAAUAGUUUUCUCAACCAUUUUAUAAUUGAUAUUUGUUGUUUAUCUUGCCAUUGAUUUGGUUUUAUUGAUAUUUUUUAUCAAAUAUGUUUAAGUUUAACUUGGAUGUAUCAGUGAUAAAUCAUGCAUGCUUCCAAGCCACAGGGCCGCCAAAGCUGAUAUGUCAAUUCAAAGAAUAUAAUUAGAUUCCCAUUUGAAUAAUUCAUGAUGCCUUCUUUGCUUUUUGUUAACAGAGAAAUUCUCAGAAAAGGGGCAACACUUAAAACAGUCAGGAGAAUUCAUGAGGAUGACAGUGAUGAGGAGAAAUCACUUCAGGCCAAAAAAGCCAGACAAGAAACAAUCACCACUGCCAAGCCUACUGAUCUUUUAGCUGUAAGUUUUUUUUUAUGUAUCAUAUUUCAAUUGAACUGUUAAAAAAUAUCCAUUCUUAAACAAAGUUAUUUAAACUCAUUCUGAAAAUUGAAUUCCCUUGCCCACACCAUAAAGUAGUUUCCCAGGUAACUUGUGGGCAAUAAUAUAAUAUGAUUAGCUGAAAUUUAAAGAAAGUACGGUAAGUUUAUUACAUUCUCCAUAUCUCCAAAACUCCAUUUAAUGGCAUCAGAGGGAGCUAUUUAGGAUCUUUUCUGGGAAAACACAUAAUCACCUCCACUAAGUGGAAUAAGUAUUUAUAUUUUUUAAAAUGAUAAAACUAUUUUAAUAAAGUGCAGCUGGUAUUUGCCGUUUGUUAAUUUUAAAAAGUAAAGCUUUUCCUUCUGGUUUCAGUUUUUAAAAUAUGUAUUGUGUUCUUUCUCACAGCUGGAACAAUACAAUACAGAUGAGAAAAAAAACGAGUUUCGUCUGCAAGGUACAGGAUCUUAUUCAACCAAGGCAGCACUAUCUGGUCUAGUCAAAAGAAAGACAGUGCCCAAAACAUCUACUUGCGGGUCCACACAGUUGCCCUCAAUAUCUGAUGUGAAAUUGGAGCUCACAGCUUCACAUGAAACAAUGAUGGGAGUCUUGAAAGGGGUUAUUAAAGAAGAAGAAACAGUCACAGGGGGUGACGGCGGUACAACGAUUUCUUCCUGUGGGCACAUCAGUGAAGAUACUAAACCAACAGUUAGUUUGGGUUUAGGACUUUUGGGUGGCUACUCUGGGUCUAGUAGUGAGAAUGAUGACUGAUUGCAUGUCUUUAAGUGUUGAUUUGUUUUAGAUUUGUCAGGACUUGUUUGUCAAGUGUCACAGACUAAAUAAAUUUGUGAGCUCCAUUACAUUGACACAAACAUGAUAAGAUGUGCUGCACCAUUGUAAGACAGAUGAAUGUACCUGCUGAAAAUAAUUUAACUUUGUUUGAUGAACUUGCUUCUAAAAUCGGGAAAAAGUUACCACUGCAAAUUAUCAAAUAAUCUUUGAUCGUAAUUCACUUUUAAGAUCAGUGAUAUUUAUUUUUCCAAAUACUGGAAGAUAGUUCUUAUCUGAACAUUCUUGUACAUUGUGUGUAUGUAAUAUUUUAUGUAUUUCACCCGGCAUUUUUAAUUAUUACUAUCAAAAUGCUGUAUCUAUAAAAAUAUAUAUAACUUAGAAAACAAAAUUGGCUUCUGUUGAUAUAUUUUCAAUAAAGAAAGAAAAUACAUGUUACUGUAU